CUGUGCCGGGCGAACAAGAGUGUGGAAUGAGCUAACUCAGUGUGACCGUGAGUCACGCCAUGGUUCCCCUAGAGCCCGCCCCUCUUGGCUGGCCGGCCAGGGUAAGGUGGGGUGGGCACUGCCCCGUGCCCCUCAGAAUUCCAGGGGCAGGCUUCCCUCGGGGCUGCCCCCUUGGGCCAUGGCUGUGGAGCCUGUGGCUGUUGGCUGGCCUGUAAGUGUCUCGCCCUCCUUCUCCUGGUGGGAGUUGCUCCUUGUCCCCAAGGCUGGCCAACCCACCUUGAGGGCCUGGGGCUGGCUCCUCAGGCCUCUUCCUCCUCCUCCUCCCCACCGGCUGGGUGGGGGUGGGAAGGGGGCGGGUGCAGCCGGCUGAGCCCGAUGAUUUCCUGCCCUCGCCCGGGGCUCACCACAGCUUCCUGCCGCAGACGGGCAGGCGCGGAGGAGAGACAGGCGCCUAGCCGAGGGGCAGGUAGGGCUGGGGCGCACGGGCUGCGCUGGGGUGACUGGCGCCCCAGACUCUGACCCGGACCCCGGCCGGACUGCCCUGGGAUCCCGGGUCUUCCCCAGCCAGUGCUGACCUUCACGCUGCCCAGCAAGGGGAGGGGGCCCAGGGAGGGCCCCAGGAGGGCGCAGCUGCCCCCCCUCAGGCUUCCAGGCUGGUGCCCACUCAGCUCUCGCACCCCUGCCGGCCCAGCCCUCACCCUGUGGCAGCUUGGCCCUUGAGGGUGUGCGGCGGGCAGCUCGGCCUGGUCCAAGCUCUCUCCCGCAGAUGGAGGUGGUCGUCCUGAUCCCCUAUGUGCUGGGCCUCCUGCUGCUGCCUCUGCUGGCUGUGGCGCUGUGCGUGCGCUGCCGGGAGAUGCCAGGCUCUUACGACACUGGUGCCUCUGAUAGCUUGACCCCAAGCAUCGUGCUCAAACGGCCUCCCACGGUCGUGCCCUGGCCGUCAGCCACCUCCUACGCACCUGUUACCUCCUAUCCACCCCUGAGCCAGCCGGACCUGCUCCCUAUCCCGAGGUCCCCACAGCCCCACCGCAUGCCAUCUUCCCGGCAGGACUCAGAUGGGGCCAACAGUGUGGCGAGCUACGAGAAUGAGGGUACGUCUGGGGCCCCAGGUGCCCUGGUGGCAGGGAGGCUGGGGCCUGGCCCGGGCCCUGCUGAUCGCUGUGUCGUCACCCCAGAGCCCGUCUGUGAGGACGACGACGAGGACGAGGAGGAUUAUCAUAACGAGGGCUACCUGGAGGUGCUUCCUGACAGCACGCCGACCACCAGCACUGCUGUCGCACCGGCUCCCGUGCCCAGCAACCCCGGCCUCCGAGACAGCGCCUUCUCCAUGGAGUCGGGGGAGGAUUACGUGAACGUCGCCGAGAGUGAGGAGAGUGCCAACGUGUCUCUGGAUGGGAGCCGGGAGUAUGUGAACGUGUCCCAGGAGCUGCCGCCCAUGGCUAGGACCCAGCCUGCCAUCCUGAACUCCCAGAAGGUGGAGGAUGAGGACGACGAAGAGGAAGAGGGAGCUCCAGAUUAUGAGAAUCUGCAGGGGCUUCACUGAGGGUCCGCGUGAGGCCAUGCCUGUUUUGGAACUAGCCUCGCCUGGGAACCCCCGAGCCGGGCAGCCGGCAGGGCCCUGGGGGCCCCACGUGGCACCCUGCCCUGACUCCAGCCGGAGAGCUGUCUGAGAACCUCCCCCCUAACUUAUUGUCACUUUGGGGUCCAGUCUGUGUGCCCCCGACACUGCACCUUCUGACGCAGCCUGAGAAUGGACUACCCUGGCCCAGCCCUAUUCUGCAGUUGAAUAAAGGCUGACGUGGUCUGUAGCGCUCUUGCCUUUUGGGGGGCCCAGUGGAUGGGAGUCUGCAUGAGGGGGGUGCCUUGCCCGAGCACCUGUGUGAGAUUGCGUGUGUGUGCACGAGCCUGUGUGUGCGUCUGGGGUCUCCAUCCUCCCCGGGGCUGCCGUGCUCCCGACGGUCCUGACCAGGUACUGGGAGUGGCUGGAUGGUGGCAGGGACAUGGCUGUGGCACCUCGGCGCGAGGCAAGUCCGACCCAGGCUGCCACUCCUGGGCUUUGAUGCACCCCCCAUAAGACAGUCCACGGCUGUGGCAGACAAUGGCUGGGAUGGGAGGGCAGGGCCUGGGGGAGCCCCGGUGCGAAGUGGACACCUAGCAAGACCGCUUCCCGCUGGCCCUCAGUUUCUCCAUCUUUAAAGGAAGGGGGCGGACUGGACGCCAGGGCAGCUGAAAGGUAAUGUGCAGUGCAGCCUUUUCCGACCUUGGUGUGCAGAUGACUCCCUUGGAGGUCUUGCUAAAAUGCAGAUUCCGAAUGAGUAGGUCUGGGAUGGGGCCUGGGCGUGUGCACUUCACAGGAGCUACCAGGGCCUUCCGACAGCUCUGUUCCGAGAACCGCACUUUGAGCAGCUUCUGGGCGAUGCCGUGGUCACUGUGACUGGCUCUGGUCUGGGCACGUAACCUAACCUGGGCCCCUGAGGACCGGCCCUGGGAUUUGGGCAGGAAGUGUCUGGAAGGCGAAACUCUCGUUCAUGGCCAUUGGUAAACUGGAAGAGUCUCUUCCUUGAGCCCCUGUUGGAGAGGCUGCCCGAGAUUGAAGGCCGUGUGGAGGACAGAAUGGCCCAGAGACGGACAGGGCCAGCUUCCUGAUGGUGUCCAAAUUCCUGCAUCCAGUCACAGCUGAAACGAGACACCCCCUCCGGCUUCCCAGUUACGUGGACCAAUAAAUUCCCAGUUGUCUUCAA
Messenger RNA from Ailuropoda melanoleuca (giant panda), 2741 nucleotides. RefSeq names its product linker for activation of T cells (gene LAT). Gene Ontology annotation, biological process: inflammatory response; regulation of T cell activation; immune response. Gene Ontology annotation, cellular component: membrane; immunological synapse. Gene Ontology annotation, molecular function: protein kinase binding. Bases 767 to 1543 code for a protein of 258 amino acids. NCBI's taxonomy places the organism in Eukaryota, Metazoa, Chordata, Mammalia, Carnivora, Ursidae. The record is from RefSeq and is a predicted model, not a curated record. The transcript is spliced from 11 exons.